Helianthus annuus (common sunflower) is the source of this 6318-nucleotide messenger RNA. Its product is annotated as replication protein A 70 kDa DNA-binding subunit B. The transcript is spliced from 17 exons. The coding region runs from base 4785 to 5804 and encodes 339 amino acids. Lineage: Eukaryota; Viridiplantae; Streptophyta; Magnoliopsida; Asterales; Asteraceae. The record is from RefSeq and is a predicted model, not a curated record.
CUUCGCUUAAAGCUUUUGGAACCAAAACGCUUCGGAGCGCCUCGCGCUUUUUUAAACCAAGGAACCCACAUUUUGAAAAUAUCGUAAUGCAACAAAUUUAGUUAUUUUGUUUUUCUAUUAUGCUGCAAUAGUGUCAAUUACAAUGUAAGGGCUAAAAUGAAAUGAUUAAAAGUAGUGUAUCAGUUUUUACUCGCUUCAUUUCGAUAUAAAUGCAACUUCUGAGUGGCAUGAAAGGUUGUCUAUUAUUUGAUAUCUAUUAUUUGAUAUCUAAAUACCCCUAUCAUAUUGCAAUGAAAAAGAACUUCUUAUUAAAAAACCCUAAACAGUGAUUUCUUAUCCAAGUCUGGAUUUUAGACCUUUGAAAAGGCUAUAUUCCAGCAUUUAUUUUAUGACGCAGUACACAUUUCAUUGCUAUGUGCUUCUGCUUAAUGCUUUUUUUCUACGUCUUAAUUAAGUCCAUUUGAAUCGCCUAGCAUUUUAUUCACCUGGUAGAUGAACAGAUCUUAAUGAUUUGAAGAUACAUGCUUUAAAAUUAAAAUUACUCACAUAUAUAUACUUAUGAGUAAUGUGCUGAUCGUGGGUGGGUUUGUCUGAAUUGAAUCUUUUAGUUGAUCACCCAAAUGGUACCAAGUCUAAAACUAAUUGUACCUGUAUUUUUGUUUUAACUGUUACUAACCAAAAAGAUACCAUUUCAUAAACAAAUUCGGACAAGAAAGCAAAGCACCCAACGUAACCAAGAGAUGUAAGAAGACAUCUAACAACUUUUCGAAAACUGCAUAACGUUUAGGAAUGCUAUGACCACCUUUUGGAAAACUACAAAGCCUAUGCCUCUGGUGUAUGUGUAUAAUAGGAAGACCAACAAAGGGCUUUUGCUUAUAGGAAUGCAAGUCCUGGCUCUUAUGGGGAAAACAAGAUGACCUUUUGUGACAAUUUUUGUGCCAAUAUAACCCCUGUCAACAUAAAACAUGAAGUUUGUAGCAGUCUCAAGACUGUUGCCGGCUAUAAACAACUUAAGUGACGCUGCCGCAACGCGUGGCAUAUAGCAACAACCUAGCUAUAUAUCAAAAGGGUAUGUCGGUGGUAUUUCCACCACCAACCCAUCAACUUUUGGGUUUCUUUUUUUUUCUCUUUUUUUUUUUUUUUUUUUUUUGAAAUUUAUGGUUUUGGCCCUUAUGCUUUGUGUGUUGUUGGGGGGGGGGGGGGUUAUUGCACGGACCUCCCGGCCGCUGGAGUGAUCCCACUCCACAAGCUAGCAACGUCCCAAUGCUGCCUGGCGGUGAAUACCCCAUCCCGAGCUGAGUCCGUUUCCCUCUGGGAAGAAGGUGGCAGAAUACCCCCUGCUUUGUGUGUUGUUUCUUAAAUACUAACUCCUUUUUGCAAUUUACGGUUUUAGGAGUGGAGUGGCGAGUUGCUUUAGAGGGCAAGGGCCUAAGGAGUGGCGAGGCGAGUAGCCUUAGAGGGCAAGGGCCUACGGAUUAGUCGAUCUAAGACUGAGUAUCUACACUGUGAUUUCAGUGGUAUAGCUGAUGACGAUGACACCCAAAUCACCAUUGAGGAUCAACUGGUCCCGCAGGUAACUAGAUUUAAGUAUCUGGGGUCGUUUGUACAAAGAGAUGGUGACAUAGAUAGUGAUGUAACCCAUCGCAUACAGGCUGGCUGGUGUAGAUGGAGGGCAGCCAGUGGGGUAUUGUGCGAUAGGAGGUUCCCAACUAAAUUAAAGGGGAAAUUUUACAGGGUAGUAGUCAGGCCCGCUAUGCUAUAUGGAACAGACUGUUGGGCUAUCAAGAAGACACAAGCGCGCAAGAUGGAGGUAGCAGAGAUGAGGAUGCUGUGGUGGAUGUGUGGACACACGAGGUUAGAUCGGAUAAGAAAUAAGGUUUUUAGGGAAAGAUUAGGAGUGGCUAGUAUAUCAGAGAAGAUUAAGGAGGGGAGAUUGAGAUGGUUUGGGCAUGUGAAGUGGAGGGAAAUGACGGCACCGGUUAGAGUAGUGGAAACUCUUACUGUCGAGGGGAGGAGAGGAAGAGGCAGACCCAAACUGACAUGGGAUGAGCAGAUUAGGCAUGAUUUAGUAGAGUUACAUCUUUCUGAGGACAUGGUCCAAGAUAGGGCUUCGUGGAGGCGUAGGAUUAGGGUUAAAGACUUCUAGGAGAUAUUGCAGUAAGGUCUUAGGUGUAUUUUAAGGAGGUAGGUUUUUCUUACUCUUUAAGGGACUUUUCCGGUGAUUGCCUUCUUGUGUUUAUGCCCAAAUGAUGUAUGCAUGCUAUUAUACAUGAUUUACAUUAUAUUGUGUCACUCGGAUCAAUUUUUUGGUAUGGAGGACUUCUUAUUUCUAUAUUCUUUGACUUGAUGUGCUGGUUUGUUGGUUUGUUGUUCGUUUUCGAGCCGAGGGUCUCUCUGGAAGCAGCCUUUCUAUCCCUAUGGAUAGAGGCAAGGUCUGUCUACAUCCCACCCUCCCCAGACCCUAUAAGUAGCUUUGCUAUUUGUGGGAUUUACUGGGUAUGGUUGUUGUUGUUGUUGUUGUUUGUAGUCAAGUUUUAAACUUCCUAUUUUACCCCUUGCACUAUUACUUCAUUGUCAUCGUGACCAACCGCUUAAGUUUUAGACUUUGCGUUUUUUAUGCUUUGCACUAUUACUCCCUUUUACACCUUCUCAACUUUGAAAAUUUCAAUGUACCCGCGCCGUAAAACGCGCGGGUCUAAUUACUAGUUAUAUUUAAAAAACUCGUAAACACACAGAUAUAACUAUUUCAAGAAUACACGUAGAAAAAGCAAUAUAUUAUAUUUAAAAAACUCGUAUACACACAGAUAUAACUAUUUCAAGAAUACACGUAGAGCUAGAUUUUUAAUACAAACCAAUCUUUAUUACACAACAAUUUGAUUCCUUUGUACCGAACUAAUAACCUGUUAUAUUUUUCAAAUGUAUUUUUAAUAUAUUUACGUAUAGAGGUCGGCUUUGUGUACCAAAAGGGAUUUUUUGUUCUAAUCACCGACCAGGCACUAAUUUACUUUUUAAAAAUGCUGUAUUAACAUGUAUUGUUCGGUUUCUUACUAUGAUUCGUUCUCUACUUGUGGACUCGACGUGGAAUCAAAUACAAUAUAUAUAUAUAUAUACAUACACACACAUCUCUAUCUCUAAUAAAAGAACUAGGUUCUUCCACUUGGCACCCCCACAUUCCCCCUAAACACAUGUCAGCCCCUCCUUCAAUUUACUACCGUGUUCAACAAUUAAGGUGUCCACGUCUACACGCUGCUGAAACGGGUUUUUUGUUUCAUUUUCGAACAAACCCUAAUACUUCCCCACAGCCGCUCCGAUUCCUUCUUCUCUCCUCAACACUCGCGCAACCAUUCUUCUUCUCCAUCACUCAUCCAUGGUUCCGGAUCUUAACCACGCAAUUAACAGGGUUUAUUCUUCCAUUGUUCAUCUCCAUCAUUCAUCUCCAUCAUUCAUCCAUGGUUGAAGAUCUUAACCACGCGAUUAACAUAUCUGAACCACCCAUUGAUCAUAUUACGGUUUGUUCAAGCUAUCCGUACCGGCGGCUGUUUUCAUUUUCCCAAUUUUGCAUCCUUUUCUGUCUCAGGCGUUUGUUGAGUUGAUUUUGUUAGUGAUUAUUGUAGAUCUGAAUCACGCGUAUUACAGGGUUUAUUCUAAGAUUCGAAGUCAAACAACUUGGUCGGCUUCAUGUGAUUGACACUUCUUUGCACGAUUGUUGGAAAUCCAUAAUCAGAUAAGUCGAAUUAAGAAUUCUAAUUUUUAAAUGUUAAUUGGAAAUCUUAAUAACCAGUUUAUACAUAAUUGACGAAUCCUAACUCGGUAGUUGAAUACUGAAAGUAAUUGUUUGGCUUGAUAUUUCUAAUGUUGAACUAAUUUCACUAACAUUGGGGUUUCUUUUUACCGUUAUGGAUUUGGAAAACCAAUUAUUUAGAAUCUGAAUAUGAUUUGAUAUUUGAUAAUCAAAUAUUGUGUUAAAUGUCCAAUUUGUGUUCUAGAUGUUUGCAAGAAAUAAUGUCACCUCUGUUUUUAGCAUGAUAUUAGUUUUUGUUUUUAAGAAGGGAUAACAUGUUUCUUUCAGUUCAUAUCAGAUACAUAAUAGAGUUUUGAUUUUCAACAACUGUUUUUUGUUGUAGGUGAUACAAAUAAGUUUCUAUGGAAUCAUCAGUUUUCAGCAUUGGAUGGAUGCAUACCUGAAUCCGAAAUCUCACUCAGCUGAGUUUGAAAGGGUCCAAAGAACUCUCCUUCUUCCAUUUCAUCUGUGAAGCAAAUUAGUGAACUAAUGGAGCACGGUAACAUCACCUAUUUGAAGGAUUUGGAUUUGGCUAGGCGUGAUUACACUGUGAAGGUUCGUGUACUCCGUUUAUGGAAGCAACCCAUGUAUAACAAUCCAGAGCAGUUUUACUCAAUCGAAAUGAUCGUUGUUGAUAAGAGGCAACCACCAUGCAAGCCAAUGAAGAUGGUUUCCCAAAUUUGAACAUCUUUUGAAUGAAUCGGAUUGCUAUUUCAUUGUCAAACCCACUAUUGGGUUAAAUGAGUCCAAGUACAAGUAUGUGGACAACAAAAACAAGCUGGGAAUCUACUGUGAUACCGAUGUAUACCUAUGUAAGGAUUUCAAUGGUCCCAUCUAUGGCUUCUCAUUCACAUCCUUUAAGGAUAUCAUCGACAAAACUGUUCCUGAAAACAAAUCUAUAGAUGUUAUUGGUUUUGUUGCUGAUGUUAAAGACCUUAAGAAGUUUAAGACAGCAAGGGGUAAAGACACCAAGAAACUUAAUGUCAUCAUUCAAGAUCUAGAGAUGGAUUCAAUAUACCUGUCUUUGUGGGAUUCUUAUACUGAUCGGAUUUUAGAGCACUGGGAAAACAGCGAACAACAUGGUGUUAUUGUUUUCAUUCUGCAGUUUGCUACACUGAAGUACUUUGGUCGUUUUGGUUAUGUUAACAGCUGUUUCAAUGUUUCAAAGCUUUUCAUCAAUUCUGAUGUUGAUGAAAUGACUUCUUUUCGUAACAGGCUUAUUACAAACUCUGCUGCUUCUUCAUGUUCGAGUCAAUCUUUUCGGCUUUCUGGAAUAUUUUUAUCAUUGUAUGAUGAGUAUGUUGUUAGAUCUGAAUUCAACAACAUAGCUGAAGUAAAUCUCAAUCAGGCCAAGCCUGUUGUUGUUGUUGGUACUGUUCAAAUGAUAUCCGAAGAUUUGCCAUGGUAUUAUUUUGCUUGUAAAGCUUGUAACAAGAAGGUUUUCCAAAAAGUUAAUAAUGAUACACCUACGGUUGGUGUCUUGGUUGAUGAAGAAGAGGUUUAUGAGUGCAAAACGGCAACUUGCAAGGACACUGUGAUUCAAUAUACUCAAAGGCUUAAAAUUCCAUUGACUGUUAAAGAUUCAAGUGGAACUGUGUCAUUGACAUUGUUUGACAGAGAUGCUUGCCGAAUUCUAAAAACAAUUGCAGCUAACUUAAUUGAGAAACAUGUUGCUGGUGGUGAUAAGGUUCUCUAUCCUGACGAGUUUGAAGCUCUUUUGGGGAAAAAAAUUGCAUUUAAGAUUGAUAUAAGUGAGUUCAACAUUGAAAACAACUUUUGGUUUUUUGGUGUUUCUAAAUUGACUGAUGAUGAGGAUAUCAUAUUUGAGCUUGAGAAGAAAGCAAACAACAUUGAGGUGGAAAAGUCCGCUUCUUUGAACAACAGGUUCACUGAUAUGGAUUCAGAAGAUACUGUUAACCUGAAUGAUGAUAACUCCACUGAUGUUAUUAUGGAGUCACUGUUGGUACCAAAUCAAACGAAGACGUCAAAUCGAAGGUAUGUAAAAUUAAUUAUAUACUUUUAAUUUUUUACAAUUUAAUUUAUAUAAUUAAGACCAAUUUUCAGUAUUUUUGUUGACACCAAUUUUGUAUAUCAUUUUUAUAUUGCUACUGAGUCCAUGGAUGAUAAUGUCAUCAACCCUUUGGUCAAAAAUUUGGAUGACACUGCCAUGGCAAGUAAGCCAUUUGGUGAGCCUGUGAUCUUUACGAGGAAAACCAAAAAACCUGCUUUCAAGAAAAACUUGGUUGAGAGUUAUGAUGUUGAUGAAAAUGGAGAAAUGUCAACCACCAAACCAGUUAAACCUGGGAAACCAACUCUCCUAAUUCCGAAAAUUGAAAAAUGAAGACUUUACCGUCUUUAUGUUCUAAGUGUUGUUUUCCUAUGUUAUUUUAGUGUGUUUUAACUUAUGUUUAUCGUUUAAGAACUACUUCAAAAGCUUGGGAUCAUUCCAGCUUUUAUGUUUAAGAAGUUUAAUUUCCUUUUGUUGUACUGAAUGGUUCAAGACAAUAUUCCAAAGCAACUAUUAUGUUUUGGUUUUU